Molecule: messenger RNA, 1530 nt
Organism: Miscanthus lutarioriparius
Lineage: Eukaryota; Viridiplantae; Streptophyta; Magnoliopsida; Poales; Poaceae
Source: the annotation of a GenBank genome assembly
AUGGCGGCCUCCCCCACUUCCUCCCUCGCCCCGCCGGUGGUGCCUAUGGAGCUCCACGCCGGCAACCGCGACCGCCUCGUCGCCGCGCUCCGCGGCCACCUCUCCGCCUCCGCCCGCCCGCUCCACGGCCUCCUCCUCCUCCAGGGCGGGGAGGAGAAGACGCGGUACUGCACCGAUCACCUCGAGCUCUUCAGGCAGGAGAGCUACUUCGCCUAUCUCUUUGGAGUGCGGGAACCAGGGUUCUACGGCGCAAUUGACAUCGCCUCUGGACAGUCAAUUUUGUUCGCUCCAAGAUUGCCAGCUGACUAUGCUGUUUGGAUGGGUGAAAUAAAACCUUUGUCAUACUUCAGGGAUACAUACAAGGUCGAUAUGGUCUUCUAUGUUGAUGAGAUUGCACAGGUUGUGCAAGAUCGUUUCGGGGACCAUGGAAAGCCUCUUCUGUUUCUGCUACAUGGAAAGAAUACUGACUCUGGAAAUUUCUCAAAGCCUGCUAGUUUUGAGGGGAUGGAGAAGUUUGAUACUGAUUUAAGUACACUUCAUCUAAUUUUAACCGAAUGCCGUGUGAUUAAAUCUGAUCUGGAGCUUGCUCUCAUCCAGUAUGCUAAUGAUGUCAGUUCUGAAGCUCACAUUGAGGUUAUGAGACGAGCAAGGCCAGGCAUGAAGGAAUAUCAGUUAGAAAGUAUCUUCCUUCACCAUGUUUAUAUGUAUGGAGGUUGCCGACAUUGCUCUUAUACAUGUAUAUGUGCUACUGGAGAUAAUAGUGCUGUUCUACAUUAUGGACAUGCGGCAGCUCCAAAUGACCGGAUUUUGAAUGAUGGAGACAUGGCAUUAAUGGAUAUGGGAGCUGAAUACCAUUUCUAUGGAUCUGAUAUCACAUGCUCAUACCCUAUAAAUGGGAAAUUCAACAGCAGUCAGAUAAUAAUAUACAAUGCUGUGCUUAAGGCUCAUAAUGCUGUUAUAUCACACAUGCGUCCUGGAGUUAAUUGGAUGGAUAUGCACAAAUUAGCAGAACGGGCAAUACUUGAAUCUCUCAGGAAGGAACAAAUUGUCCAAGGGGAUGUUGAUGAUAUGAUGGCACAAAGGUUAGGAGCUGUUUUCAUGCCUCAUGGUCUUGGCCACUUACUUGGGAUCGACACCCAUGAUCCAGGAGGCUACCCUGAGGGAUUGGAGAGGCCCAAUGAUCCAGGACUGAGCUCCUUGCGAACCACACGAGAACUGAAAGAAGGAAUGGUUAUCACAGUGGAGCCAGGCUGCUAUUUCAUUGAUGCUUUGCUGACUAAAACAAGGGAUGAUCCAAUUUCCUCAAAGUUCUUCAACUGGCAAGAGGUUGAAAAGUAUAAAAGCUUUGGUGGCGUUCGCAUUGAAAGCGAUGUGUAUGUGACGGCUCAAGGUUGCCGGAACCUCACAAACUGCCCUCGAGAGACCUGGGAGAUCGAGGCUGUAAUGGCUGGCGCACCAUGGCCUCUGCCAGCUUCAAGUUCCAUGGCGGCAGCAGCAGAGAGUAGAAAUGGCAUAUCCAAAGCAUUGUAA